UCUUCCUUCCUCUCGAGUCCUAAACAAGUGGAAGACGAGCCGAGCACUCGAUCCCAUCUUCCAAACCCAAACAAACGCGUCGCAUCAUUCCACCCAACUGUCUCAAUUAGCAGGAAGUAAAGAACACCUCAAGUUCAAGACAGGAAUCCGCGCUUUCCAGGUAAGGGGGUGGGGGAUGGGGUUUGUGAGCACGGCGUUGGGGCUCUGUGGGUUCGGCGUGGGGCUGUCGGCGGGGAUCGUCAUCGGAUACUUCCUCUUCAUCUACUUCCAGCCCUCCGAUGUCAAGGAUCCUAAAAUCCGUCCACUUGUUGAACAUGAUUCGAAAUCAUUGGAACAGAUGCUUCCUGAAAUUCCCCUGUGGGUGAAGAAUCCAGACUAUGAUCGAAUUGAUUGGUUAAAUAAGUUUCUAGAAAUGAUGUGGCCUUAUCUCAAUAAGGCUAUCUGCAGAACUGCAAAACAAAUUGCAGAUCCAAUAAUUGCUGACAAUACCGUAAAGUAUAAACUCGAUUCAGUUGAAUUUGAAACCUUCACUCUUGGUUCACUGCCACCUACUUUUCAAGGAAUGAAAGUGUACAUUACAGAAGAGAAGGAGCUCAUUAUGGAACCAUCACUGAAGUGGGCUGGGAACCCUAAUGUCGUCGUUGUUGUGAAAGCCUAUGGAUUAAAAUUGACUGCACAGGUGGUGGAUUUGCAAAUCUUUGCCACUCCACGCAUUACAUUAAAGCCGUUGGUCCCUAGCUUUCCUUGUUUUGCAAAAAUCUUGGUGUCUCUCAUGGACAAGCCACAUGUUGACUUUGGUCUAAAACUUUUGGGGGCUGAUCUUAUGGCAAUUCCUGGCCUUUAUAGAUUUGUUCAGGAAACAAUAAAAAAUCAGGUUGCAAAUAUGUACCUGUGGCCUAAAACACUAGAAGUGCCAGUUCUGGAUGUUUCAAAAGCCUCAAGGAAGCCUGUUGGAAUUCUUCAUUUGAAGGUUAUCAGAGCAUAUAAGUUAAAAAAGAAAGACCUAUUGGGGAAAUCAGACCCAUAUGUCAAACUGAAGCUUGGAGACGAUAAGCUUCCAUCAAAAAAGACAAGAGUGAAGCAUAGCAAUCUUAAUCCUGAGUGGAACGAGGAAUUUAAGUUUGUUAUCAGAGAUCCAGAAAAUCAAUUUGUUGAACUUAAUGUCUAUGACUGGGAACAGGUGGGGAAACAUGAAAAGAUGGGCAUGAACGUCAUUCGACUGAAUGAACUUGCCCCCGAUGAGCCAAAAACUCUGACACUCGACUUGCUUAAGAAUCUUGAGAGUAGAGAUGUUCAGAGUGACAAAUCACGUGGACAGAUUGUUGUGGAAGCGUUGUACAAACCUUUCAAGGAAAAAGAGGUACCAAAAGAUGUCGGUGAGAAUGCAGAUGAAGUAGAAAAAGCUCCUGAUGGUACACCAUCAGGCGGCGGUUUGCUUGUUGUUAUUGUUCAUGAAGCUAAAGAUCUUGAGGGCAAGCACCAUACAAACCCUUACGUGCGUGUCACCUUUCGAGGAGAGGAGAAGAAAACUAAACACAUAAAGAAAAACAGAGAUCCAAGAUGGGAGGAAGAGUUUCAGUUUGUAUGUGAGGAGCCUCCUAUCAAUGAUAAAAUGCAUGUGGAAGUACUCAGUAGGGCACCAAGUAUUGGCAUACACCCUAAGGAAAGUUUGGGAUAUGUUACCAUUAGCCUCACAGAUGUGGUGAACAACAAGAGAACCAAUGAGACAUAUCAUCUCAUCGACUCCAAAAAUGGUCGAAUUCAAAUAGAACUGCAGUGGAGGACUUCUUAGAGCUAUCUAAUGAACAAAUCCCAGCAUGGGAAGAGAUUGUACUUACUGAAUCAGAUGCAACAAUGAUAAAGGUGGAAACCUGUUUGAUAUUUCAUAAAAGAAUCUCUGUUCUUACAAAGUUCCUUUCUUUUCAAUACAUAAUAAUGUUUGAAUUUUUGUGGUAUAAGAUUUAAAGAUAGAAAAUCAUCUUUGGAUUAUAUGGAAGAAGAAGAAGAAGAAGAAGAAAAAUCAUCUUUACAGGUA
Molecule: messenger RNA, 2035 nt
Organism: Musa acuminata subsp. malaccensis (wild Malaysian banana)
Lineage: Eukaryota; Viridiplantae; Streptophyta; Magnoliopsida; Zingiberales; Musaceae
Product: synaptotagmin-2
Cellular component (GO): endoplasmic reticulum
Molecular function (GO): lipid binding
Source: RefSeq, a predicted model, not a curated record